Messenger RNA from Callorhinchus milii (elephant shark), 3242 nucleotides. RefSeq names its product mitogen-activated protein kinase 1 (gene mapk1). Gene Ontology annotation, cellular component: nucleus; cytoplasm. The record is from RefSeq and is a predicted model, not a curated record. Gene Ontology annotation, biological process: protein phosphorylation; intracellular signal transduction. Gene Ontology annotation, molecular function: MAP kinase activity; ATP binding. Lineage: Eukaryota; Metazoa; Chordata; Chondrichthyes; Chimaeriformes; Callorhinchidae. The transcript has 9 exons. Bases 64 to 1173 code for a protein of 369 amino acids.
CGUCACGUGCCGCCGGCUGUCCAAUCGGCUCGGUGCUGGAGCAGUCGGGCCGAGCGGAGUAAGAUGGACGCGGCGCAGAAUGUUGUUCAAUGCGCCACCGGGCCCGAAGUGAUCCGGGGACAGGUGUUCGACACCGGGCCCAGAUACACCAACCUCAGCUACAUCGGCGAGGGCGCCUACGGCAUGGUCUGUUCAGCCUAUGACAAUAUGAAUAAAGGUUGUGUGGACAAAGUUCGUGUGGCCAUUAAAAAGAUCAGCCCCUUCGAACAUCAGACGUACUGCCAGAGAACCCUUCGUGAGAUUAAAAUCCUCCUGCGCUUCAAACAUGAGAAUAUCAUUGGCAUCAACGAUAUCAUCCGUGCACCCACCAUUGACCAGAUGAAAGAUGUGUACAUUGUACAGGAUCUGAUGGAAACUGAUCUGUAUAAACUGCUGAAGACUCAGCACCUUAGCAAUGAUCAUAUCUGCUACUUCCUGUAUCAGAUCCUGAGAGGGUUAAAAUAUAUCCACUCUGCCAAUGUCCUUCAUCGGGAUCUCAAGCCAUCCAACCUACUGCUUAACACCACCUGCGACUUGAAGAUCUGUGACUUUGGACUGGCUCGUGUUGCUGACCCAGACCAUGAUCACACUGGGUUCCUCACAGAGUACGUUGCUACCCGUUGGUACAGAGCCCCCGAGAUCAUGCUCAAUUCCAAGGGUUACACCAAAUCCAUUGAUAUCUGGUCGGUGGGAUGUAUCCUGGCUGAGAUGCUUUCCAACAGACCAAUUUUUCCAGGCAAACACUAUUUGGACCAGCUCAACCAUAUCCUUGGUAUUCUUGGAUCCCCCUCUGCAGAGGACCUGAACUGUAUAAUCAACGCUAAAGCCAGGAACUAUCUGCAGUCUUUGCCUACCAAGAGCAAGGUACCAUGGAAUAGACUGUUCCCUAAGGCUGAUGCUAAAGCUCUGGAUUUAUUGGAUAAAAUGCUGACCUUUAAUCCCCACAAACGGAUUGAAGUGGAGGCUGCUCUUGCUCAUCCUUACCUGGAGCAGUACUAUGACCCCAGUGAUGAGCCGGUGGCAGAGGCACCCUUUAAGUUUGACAUGGAGCUGGACGACCUUCCCAAGGAGAAGCUGAAGGAGCUGAUCUUCGAGGAGACGGCCAGGUUCCAACCCCUGUACCAGCAUUCCUAAACUACACACGCCCUCGCUUUACAGGGCCAGGACUGCAGGACUGGACAUGCUCAGAGUUUGUUUGUUUCUAACUCCUCCUGAAUCCUGUCUCGUGGUGCAUCUCAGCUUGUUCAUUGUACUUUGUACUCUCUUAAAAACUCUGCCGUGGCACCUGUAACCAUGGAGACUGUCCAUUCUGGAAGCCAUGGCGCUUUGUGCUUACUGUGGACCUCCUUCUCCACUCUGAGGCGAAAAUUCACACUCCAGUGUAUUGGUGUCUGCAAAGUCUGAACGCUGUGUCUCUCUGUACAGCCAGUAUACACACACACACACACACACACACACACACACACUAGUUGAUCUAUCUCCUUUAGCUCAGUGACGGUGUUUGAAAGAAAGCAGGAAUGGCUCAUUCGACUAUUAAACACACGUACCUUUCUUUUCUGUAAGCACUUCAGCUUGAUUUUUUUUCAAAAGAAAUGCACUUUGAGAAAUAUCGAAGUAUAACUGUGAUCACUCAGUAUUACAGCAACUUGGUAUAUGGUUACGUGAGUGGAGAUGGUCUGUAGCAGUCUCACAUUGUUGUAGACAUUGAGUGAGCUUUCUAAACCUUGUUUAUUGCUGUGGGAUUCACACAAAGGCCUAAUGAAAUUUUUAAUUACCCAGUGAGAGGGGAAAAGGAUGUUACUCUAUAGCCUGCAUUCUUUUAAACCAGUCUUGCUCUGUUGGUUGGUUGUGUAGAUUGUGUGCACUUGUACACUGUAUACAGUAAAGACGGCAGUCCUGCCAAGGUGCCUCCCUCACUGAUUUUAUGGAUUAAAAAAAUAAAAUAUAUAAUCCUCGAAAUGUUAUGUAAUCUUUAUCGAACAAGAACACUAUUGUGUUUUAUUUGCAUUUUCUUUUAACGACAUUCCAUUUGAUGUAUGAAAACAAACACAAAAGAACACCUUGAUUCCACUCUAGAAAGUUCGACUUCACCAUACAGAUCCGAGUUUGAAGUCUUAUCUGUUCCAAACAAGCGUUCAGCCUCAUAUUUUUAACAGUAUUCUGUGUUAUAUGGUAAUAACCGGUUAUCCUCUUAUUACAGGAUGUAUAAACAGAGGGUGCUUCACGUUGAAAAUGUUUAAAUGUUGUGAAGGAAACCUCAGUGAGUGGGUCUCCUUGAGACACAGUUGACAUUUAAGAUCAGGAGACCCUGUCUGCUUUUGGCAUUGAGAACGAAAGGUGCCCUAGAUUCCUGUCCCUUUCUAUGUUUGCAGAGUGUUUUUGUGGAUGAGCCUGUACAAUGUAGAGCUUAAAUUAGCUAUGUUUAAAUUCAAAGUGCAGUGCCUGAUCCCUAGUCUCAAAACCUUUUGUGGUGACAAUUGCCUUGUACAAUUUACUGUGUCCAAGCAUGACUGUUAAGCUUUGUAUACAAAGACUGUCCAAGUGCCACACACACUUACUCCGCACGCGCGUGUGCACAUGCAUACCACAGACACAUAGUAUGGAUAAAUCUUAUCGCUUCUCCAAGCUACGCCCUAACUCCUCUUUCUCUCUGGUUUGCUUCCUGUAUAAAUCAUGUAACAAUUUCGCUUUGUUCCUUUCUAAAAACGAGCCGCCUUUUGCAGACUUCUCGAUGUAACUGUAUAGAGCACUCUUGUUUCUAUAACGUAACUUGUUCAGUUGGCUUUUUGUUCUGGUUGGUCUGUUGGUGCCUUUAUCAAUUGUGUACCCUUCAGAGUAAACUCAAACACAUGAUUAGUUGGAAAGCGAUGAUGAUGAUGAUGAUGAUUUUUAAAAAGAAAAAACCUGUUCAACAAUAGGUGUCAAAAUGUGAUGUACUGCAUAGACAUACCUGAUUGUAUUGUGACUGGUAUUGGGUUAAGCAUUGUGAUUGGUAUUGGGUUAAGCAUAUUAUAUAUAUGGACAACUUGUAGGUACAAAAAGAUUUAUUUUGCCUUAAGUUUUUUUUUCAAUGUUGUAUAUGUAAACAAAUUUUAAAUCUGUUAAUGAAUGUUCUUUUUUGUUUCUGGCACAUACAGCUCUUGUAAAAUUCUUUAAAUUGAUGUCUCCCUGCAUCUUUUAAAUACAGUAUGUUCUAUACACAA